AUGUCGCAAAAUUCAAACUCAGAACAUGCGACCAAUGAGGUUGCUACAAUCACUUCUUCCGAAACGGGUACCAAAUUAAACGAAUCCUCGGGAAUCACGAGUGGUAUGCAAGAAGUUCGUGAUGUGAACGGUGUUGAUCUUGAAAAGGCAAAAGACGAAGAUGACAAAGCCGAAAUGACCAAAACCCAAGUUAUAUUGGUUUUUGUUGGUCUUUGCUUUGGCAUGUUUCUGGCUGCAUUGGAUCAGACAAUAGUAGCGACCGUGGUGCCCAAGAUUGCAUUCGACUUUAAAGAUCUUGACAGAAUCGCGUGGAUUGGAACGUCUUAUCUGCUCACAGUGUCAGCUUUCCAACCAACGUAUGGGAAGCUCUCGGACAUAUUCGGAAGGAAAAUAACGUUUUUAAUAGCAAUUCUAAUUUUUGAAAUUGGAUCUUUGUUAUGCGGUCUUUCUAACAGCAUGACAAUGAUCAUUAUCUCACGCGCCGUUGCCGGUGUGGGCGGAGGUGGCAUCAUGGGUUUUGGUGUUGCUUCAGUGGUCGGACCUGUCCUAGGUGGAGCUUUCGCAGAUAAUGAGAAGAUAACAUGGAGGUUUCAGCUCGAUCUUCAUAUAUUUUUCUUUAAAUUUGGUGCUAUAACAAUUAUUGUGUCACUACUAUUUCUUCAUAUUCACCAAUCUACUGGAUCUUUUCGUGAAAAACUUGUACGUAUUGAUUGGUUGGGAACUCUCGUGAUCGCUGCCUCUACAGUCUUGAUCCUGCUCGCGCUAAACUGGGGUGGAAACGAGUAUGCAUGGAAUUCUGCUUUAAUUAUUGUUUUACUUAUCAUCGGUGUGAUUGGAUUUAUCCUUUUCGGAUUUGUGGAAUCUCAUUUUGCUUUAGAACCUUUGGCUCCCA
Molecule: messenger RNA, 892 nt
Organism: Acaulospora morrowiae
Lineage: Eukaryota; Fungi; Glomeromycota; Glomeromycetes; Diversisporales; Acaulosporaceae
Source: the annotation of a GenBank genome assembly